Corylus avellana is the source of this 2037-nucleotide messenger RNA. RefSeq names its product pfkB-like carbohydrate kinase family protein. NCBI's taxonomy places the organism in Eukaryota, Viridiplantae, Streptophyta, Magnoliopsida, Fagales, Betulaceae. The record is from RefSeq and is a predicted model, not a curated record.
UUCACUGGCUUACUCUCUCGUAUGGUCUCUGCCUUCCCAUUUCUUCUUUACGCUUUCAAGUUUCAAGUCUCAUCCUGCCUUCCUUCCUCUGAAUGCCUCUCGAAUCCCCAGUUCUUUCUUACCAUGGACCCUUUCCACACCCAAUCCUCACCCGAAACCCUAGGCUGGCUUACCCAGUUUUCCCGCCAUCACCGCGCUCCGUCGUAUUCAGCUGCAGAGGGGUAGGAAUUCAAGACUCGCCGCCCAAACCCGGCACUGGAAACGGCGUUGUACAGCAGGAUUGGAAACUGAGGAGCGCCGGAGUCAAAGAUAAGGAUACGGACGUUGCGACCUUGGGAAAUCUGUGCGUGGAUAUUGUGCUCGGUGUUCCCAAAUUGCCCCCCAAAAAUCCUCACGAUCGCAAGGCUUUUAUGGACCGCUUGUCGGCCUCGCCGCCCGAUAAGCAAUUCUGGGAAGCUGGUGGUAAUUGCAAUAUGGCUAUAGCGGCAGCAAGGCUGGGACUUCGUUGUGUUGCAAUUGGUCAUGUGGGUAAUGAGAUUUAUGGACAGUUCCUCUUAGAUGUUCUUCAUGAUGAGGGAAUUGGUAUGGUUGGGAUGAGUGAAGAUACUGAUGUUCUUGAUGGUCCCAGUGCCUUUUAUGAAACACUUCUUUGCUGGGUUCUAGUUGACCCUUUGCAAAGACAUGGUUUUUGCAGUCGGGCUGAUUUUAGUAAGGAGCCUGCGUUCAGUUGGUUGAGAGGACUAUCCAAGGAAGUAAAGAUGGCUAUUAAAAAUUCAAAGAUCCUGUUCUGUAAUGGUUAUGGCUUUGAUGAGCUUUCCCCCAACUUGAUUAAUUCAGCUCUGGAUUAUGCUGUUGAAGUUGGGACAUCAGUCUUUUUUGAUCCUGGUCCACGUGGAAAGAGUCUUUGCAAUGGAACACCUGAAGAACAGAGAGCACUUAGCCAGUUAUUGAGGAUGAGCGAUGUUCUCCUUCUGACUUCCGAUGAGGCCGAAGCAUUGACUGGCAUAAAACAUCCAAUAUUAGCAGGGCAGGAGUUGCUCAAGAAAGGAUUGCGCACAAAAUGGGUGAUUGUUAAGAUGGGAUCGAGGGGUUCAAUUCUAAUAACUAUGUCAAGUAUAUCUUGUGCUGCUGCAUUCAAGGUGAAUGUCAUUGACACUGUUGGGUGCGGAGAUAGUUUUGUGGCAGCUAUUGCAUUUGGUUUUAUUCACAAUAUGCCCAUGGUUAGUUCAUUAGCAGUCGCAAAUGCAGUGGGUGCUGCAACCGCAAUGGGUUGUGGUGCAGGUAGGAGUGUAGCAACCUUGGAGAAGGUAAUAGAAAUCUUAAAGGUGGCAAACCUCAAUGAGGAUGAUAAAUUUUGGAAUGAACUGCUUGCUGAAAAUUUGAGUGCUCAAGAAAUUACAUUUCUCUCAAAAUUUGUAAUAAAUGGAAACAAGAAGCAGCUGAAACAUAUUGCGCUACAGAAGGUGGUCUCUGAACUGCUGCCUAAGCUUGAAUCUUCACGUACAGAGGGAAAAGUUCGGUCUUGACAGAUUAAGAAAAAAGUGUAGCUUUUCAGCGAAGGACUUGAUUUUUUAGGAACAAAGUCAUUCUCUCGGUUCUACUGGGUUUGGUUGCCUCCAAAAACUAUACUGCCAUGCAAUGAGGCCUCUGGCUGGGACAAUAAACACAGAUUGGAUUCGUCUUGGCUCAAGGAGUUAGCAUGGUUGCACUGCCUAUGUGUUUUGUUUUUUCAGUGCAGAUGUUGGGUGAUUGUAUUGCUUUAUAGUUUUAGCAGCAGUGCUUUGGCAUGCCUGAGAGCUUUACAUCUGAGUUGGGUUUCUGCAAGCGGCUUCUUCAUGCAUUUGUGAAGAUGUUCCUUUUUUUGACCAUUGAAACAAGGAUACUUGCGGAGCAGGUACCAAAAUCUCCUUGAGUAAUAUCGGUAUUGUAAUGUGAUUUUUCCUGAUCAAUAGCAUAGAGGAAACAAUUCUUACCUUUACGGUAGUAAACUUCUGAAAUUGAAUGCCAAUAAGAGUCACCAUGUAAAUGAUUUCCUGA